AUGUUAAUUUGGCCUGGUCACCCUUUUUUGUCAUCCGUUGAAGUACUGUUAAAAAUAUUAAUUGAUCAAUAUUUAUUAUCGUCUUAUUGUGUUACAAUCAUUUCUAACGAGCCGAUACAUGUUGCUCUUUCUAUUCCAUAUAGAAUUUUUUUAAUACAGAACAUUACUGAGAAUUUCGUUGAUGAGAUGAUAAAUGCUUCCGAUGCUGGGUGUUCUGAUUAUAUAAUACGGUUAGAAAAUCCAAACGAGUUCAUGAUUGCUUUUGAUAAAGUGGCACAUGAAGGACACGUUAGGCGCAGUGACAAAAAACUUAUUAUCUUGCCAUCUAAACUAACUCACGAAGUAAAUAGGCAGCGACAGCUAGAUGUUCUGAGAAUGAAAGAAACGAAUUUUAUCGUUCACAUACUGUUAGUUAUUCCUAUUAUCACUAAAGAUGAUUGCCAAGUUUUUGAUCUAGUCACUCACAAAUUCGUAGGUGUUGACAAUAGUAUGCCGAUUUAUUUGGAUCGUUGGAAUUCAUGCUCGCAAACGUUUGAUAAAAAUUCGUCAUUAUUUCCUCACAACCUUUCAAAUUUAGACGGUAAAGUGGUAAAAGUGGCAUGUUUUACAUAUAAGCCCUAUGUUUUGUUAAACAUUGAUACUAACAUUGCACCGCUAGGACGGGACGGUGUCGAAAUACAGUUAAUGGAUGAAUUCUGCAGAUGGGUUAAUUGUACGAUAGAAUUAGUAGAAAAUAAUGGGGAGGAGUGGGGAGAAAUAUACGAAAAUUUUACAGGUCUUGGUGUACUUGGACGCGUCGUAGAGGACCGGGCGGACUUCGGCAUAACUGCAUUAUAUUCGUGGUACGAAGAGUUCUUACUGAUGGAUUUUUCGGUAUAUAGUGUUAGGACGGCUGUGACUUGUAUAGCUCCAUCACCGAGAUUAUUAGCAAGUUGGACGUUGCCGCUGAUGCCAUUCAGCUUAUACAUGUGGAUUGGACUUAUAUUUACAUUUCUAUACGCCUCUCUGGCUUUAAUGCUCGGCCAACGUUUUUCUUCGGAAAAUGUAUUUCUGACAACAUUUGGUCUAUUAAUAACGCAGUCUCAGAGCGAAAGAAAAUUUCAAUCAUGGCGGAUUCGGAGUGUGGUCAUUUGGGUGAUGUUAACUGGAUUAGUACUAGACAAUGCUUAUGGUGGAGGACUAGCAGCCACCUUUACCGUUCCUAAAUAUGAGCCCUCUAUUGAUACAAUUCAGGACAUCGUGGAUAGAAAACUGAUAUGGGGAGCAACACAUGAUGCUUGGGUGUUUUCACUUACCCUAUCACAGGAACCGCUUAUUAAACAAUUAACAAAGCAAUUUCAUUCGUUUGAACCAGAGGAACUAAAACGCUUAAGCUUUACUCGAAAAAUAGCUUAUAGUAUUGAAAAAUUGCCUGCAGGAUACUUUGCAAUUGGAGAAUAUGUAACUGAAGAAGCAGUUCGUGAUUUUACUUUAAUGUUGCAAGACUUCUAUUAUGAGCAUUGCGUUGUAAUGAUGCGGAAAAGUUCCCCGUAUACCAAUAAAAUAAAUGAACACAUUGGAAGACUACAUGAGUCAGGACUCAUGCUAGCUUGGGAAACUCAGAUUGCGUUGAAAUAUCUUAACUAUAAGGUUCAGCUGGAAGUGAAACUAUCUCGUUCGAAGCACGAUGUAGAAACUAUAGAACCGUUACAAUUUCGCCAUGUUCUAGGAAUUUUUAUUAUAUAUGGAAUUGGAUUGUUAUUAGGUCUAGCGAAUUAUCUCUGCGAGCAAUAUAUAAAUCGUGAUCUCCGAAUUGUGCACCUCAUUCACAAUACCAGGAUUCACUUACUACCUGCUAUGAAUCCCGAUGGAUGGCAAUUAUCAACUGACACAGGUGCAAGGGAUUUCCUUAUUGGAAGAACAAACAACCAUUCCAUUGAUUUAAACAGAAAUUUUCCCGAUUUGGAUGCAAUAACAUUUGAAUUUGAACGUCAAGGAAUAAGUCAUAACAAUCACUUAUUAAAAGAUGUUACCCGUCUUGCUGCACCGCUUGAACCGGAAACAAGAGCUGUGAUGAGAUGGAUGAUGGCUAUUCCAUUCGUACUAAGCGCAGCAUUGCAUGGUGGAGACUUGGUUGCCAACUACCCUUAUGAUGAAAGCCGGAGUGGUGCCCCUGUCUCUGAAUAUUCUGCCAGUCCUGAUGAUGAGACAUUUAGGGAGUUAGCAAUGGCAUAUGCGGAAGCGCACGCGGACAUGGCGGACCCGAGGCGGGCCGGGUGUCCCGUGGGCGCGGGGGAGGACGCCACUUCCUACAACUUUGGGAAACAGGGCGGCGUCACCAACGGGGCGGCUUGGUACAGUUUGAAAGGAGGCAUGCAAGACUUCAACUACUUGGCAACAAAUGCGUUUGAGAUAACUCUCGAAUUGGGUUGUCAAAAGUACCCACCAGCGGAGGAAUUAGAGAGCGAAUGGCACAGAAAUCGCGAAGCGUUGCUCGCUUUUAUAUGGAAGGUGCAUACUGGAGUCAAGGGCAUCGUCAGUGACGAUUCGGGAUUCAUACAGAACGCUGUAAUUUCCGUGGUCAACAUUACUGGACUGUUGCCAAGGCCGAUCCGACAUGAUAUUACGACAGGUGCUUACGGUGAUUACUACCGCUUACUGACCCCGGGCCACUACGAAGUUACGGCAAGUCAUCCCGGGUACUUCCCGGUAUCGCGAAUCGUCACAGUCCCGCAUCACCAAACUGCCGCCAAAAUCCUUAAUUUCCGACUGGAGCCCACAACCAGCUGGUUUGACGACUACACGACAUUCGGCUUGUAUCCUCACGGCCUGCGUGAUGGCCAGCCGCGUAUAUACAAGAGAUCGCUGUACGAACAAAUCACAAACACGUUACUGGAGAAAAAGGAACCCCCAAAACAUUAAUUAACCAAAGUCGUAAGUACAAUGGAAAAUUAUUUAUUCUCGUGUCUCUAUACAAAUUUUCAGAAUAUUAGAACAAAUUUGUUACCUUUAAAAUAUAUAUUUCUAAACGUGUAAUUAGACAAUUUAAUGUUGUGCAAUGGUGUGUAUGAAACAGUUUAUGAUUAUUACUUCUACGGCUUAAAUUUUCCUCAUACAAUCUUUGUUUGGUACAAAUGACAUUUAAUUAAUGUUAUAGUUAUGGCUGGCGGAUUUUUGUAAAGAAAUUAUUGUAUAUUAAUAUGUGUAAUUGCAAUGAACUUGCAUUUUUUUAAUAUAAUAAAAUCAUUGCACGCCACAAA
This is a messenger RNA of Zerene cesonia (dogface butterfly), 3239 nucleotides long. RefSeq lists its product as uncharacterized. Bases 1 to 2901 code for a protein of 966 amino acids. Gene Ontology annotation, cellular component: membrane. Gene Ontology annotation, biological process: proteolysis. The transcript has 16 exons. Lineage: Eukaryota; Metazoa; Arthropoda; Insecta; Lepidoptera; Pieridae. The record is from RefSeq and is a predicted model, not a curated record. Gene Ontology annotation, molecular function: zinc ion binding; ligand-gated monoatomic ion channel activity; metallocarboxypeptidase activity.